Molecule: messenger RNA, 1845 nt
Organism: Leptosia nina
Lineage: Eukaryota; Metazoa; Arthropoda; Insecta; Lepidoptera; Pieridae
Source: the annotation of a GenBank genome assembly
AUGGACCCGCUUCAUGAACCUGUAUGCCAUGCGUGCCUAAAUUCUGAGAGAAAAGUAUCAAAUUUACACGAUUCCAGCUUAAAAGAAUGUUUUACACAGAUUUUGAAGAAAACAACCCUUAAGGAUCUCAACCAAGCUAUCCAGCUAUGUUUUGAAUGUACAGCUAUUCUAGUCAAAGUUAAACAAUUUCAAGAUAAAGUCAUUGUCAGUACGGAGAAAUUGUUGAAUCAUUGUCUAAGUAAGAAUCUAAUUAAACCAAAAACAAGUCUGCAACGCAUCCACCUAUACAAUAUUUCUUUGUCAGAUCAUAAAGAAAUAGAGUUUUAUGAAGUAAUCAAUACAAAACCGCUAAUUGUGCUUUGUGAAUAUAACGAUACAGACUAUGAAGAUAGUCUUGAUAAUGGUUUAAAACGGGAAAUAGAUGAGAACAAUGUGAGUACAGAAGAAAAAUAUGACUUACAGAUAAAUGGCUCUGAUAAUGAAAAACAGGAUCUGUCGAAAAGUGAUAUAGAUUUAAGUAAAAAAGAAUUAAAUUUGAGAGAAAAUUAUGUAACUCUGAGUAAGAGUCACUUAAAAUUAGGAACAAGUGACAGAAAUGUAACUAAAAGUGAUUCCAAUAGGCCAGAGAUAUAUACAGAAUUUGAGUUGAGUAAAGAAGAGAUAAAAGACGAGAGACAACAACACAUUUUGAGUGAUGAAUAUGUGAAUGCUAUGUUUAAAUGUGAUUUAUGUGCAACAACUUAUACAAAUACAGAGGAUCUUGACGAACAUAUCACAAAAAAACAUGAUGUUAAAUCAAGAUACAUUUGCCCUAUAUGUAAAUGUGGGUUCAAUUCAACUAUAUCAUUUAAAUAUCAUAUAAACAGACACAAAAUUAGAUAUGAAUGUAAUAUUUGUUGCACCAGAUUUAUAUAUAAGCGAGAAGUCAUCAAGCAUCAUAAUAUGGUACAUUACCUGGGAGAUGAAAUUUCUAAUGAAAAUGAAGAAUCACAGAAUGUACAAGAUGCUCAAACCAGCGAAAAGCAAAAUGUCUUCGUGUGUGAUACCUGCACUAAGGUGUUCAGAUGGAAACCGUCACUCAAGAAACAUCUAGAACGACACAGCAUUGAGAGCGGCCAGAAGAGGAAGCCGUUUUGUGAGCCUUGCAACUUGUAUUUCUCGGCGACUGCAAAUCUCAGGCGGCACGUAAGAACCAGUUCAAAACAUCAAAUACAGCUUAAAUUGAGAAAAUUAAAAGACACAAACGAAGAAGAUAAGUCGGUUGCCAUUAAACAAAUUUGCAGCAGCGUCAACAGUUCGCGGCAGACGUUUUGUUGUCCUCAAUGCGAUAAAAAGUUUCAAUGGUACGGAAAUCUCAUGCGGCAUAUGAGGGGCCAUAAAGCCAAGGAGUCCGGUGAACUCGUAUGCGUCCCCUGCAAUCAAUCGUUCUCAUCAAUCGCCACUUACCAACAGCACAUGGCGAUAAGCAAGAAACACGUCUCCGAAAACGAUUGCAAAUAUAUGUGCAGUGACUGUGGAAAGCGCUUUGCUGAUAAAAGCCGGCUUAAAGACCACAUAAACUGGGACCAUCUUAAGAAUUAUGUGUACACAUGUACAGUGUGUCAAAAGUCGUUUAAGACGCGUAAUACGCUAUACGUACACAAGCAGGUACAUCAGAAGGAUACAAUUGAACAUCUGUGCGACCAUUGUGGAAAACAUUUUCCUAGUCGCUCCAAACUGCGUACACAUAUCCGCAUGGCGCAUUCGGCCGUCGCUUCAUACAAGUGUUCGAGUUGCGGGGCUAAUUUCGCCUGGCCCUCCUGUCUUUCUAGACACAUGCGAAGGCGGCACAAGAAACACCCUUAA